CGGAUGUACCUUUUUUCCCUGUUCAACAUGGCGCUGGUAAAAGUAAGAGACUUCAGCUAAUGUCAGACAGUUUGCUCAAACUUGUCCCGCUCAUGCUCUUCUAGGCACAGGAAAGUUAACAGACAGCCCUCCGAGGCAGCAGGAAAAGUUUAUUUCUGCUUUUCUGGAUCUGAUGCUUGCUUGCAGCAGCCUCCUCCAUCAGCACCAUGUUUACCAAAAAGAAGAAGCCUCGAGUCCAGAUCUCUGCUCCAUCCAACUUUGAGCACCGUGUCCACACAGACUUUGACGAACAGGAGCAGAAGUUCGUUGGGCUGCCGCGCCAAUGGCAGUCCCUCAUCGAAGACACCGCCAAGAGGCCGAAACCGUUCAUCGACGCAACCAUCAUCACGACUGUUGAGCCGCGAAAGACUAUUGUUAGAGGCAGCAAGUUGGGAGCAGACGGCUCCUUAACGUGGCUGCUCGAUGAGUUCGACACCAUGUCUGUGACUCGCUCCAACUCCCUGCGACGAGGCAGCCCUCCCGUUCAGCCUCGCAGGGACUCCGGCUCCUCAGGUGGAGUAGGCAGAGAGCACGAGAAUGGAGACCCUCAGCACAAGCACUACGCACACCAAGACAGACAAGACAGGGACAGACACAGACAGGACCACCAGGGCGAGCCCCGCCACCAUCAGCGUGGAGUCCAUCCACAUUCCAGAGACGAGGAUAUGCAGGGUCGGCCCCAGCAGCAGCCUCGGGGCCAAGAGCCCAGCAAGGCGUACAGGGACCGGAUCGGCUCGGGUCAGCACCCUCCUGCUCACAGAGACAGAGAUCCUCGGGAGCAGGAGCAGGUGGUCUGCCGGGACCAACAGAGCGACCACAGGCCCAAGUCCAGCUAUGCUGCACGCGAGGGCAGUCCAACAUCUCCAAGGGACAAGAGGCCUCUCUCUGGACCAAACAUCCGAACCCCAAACCUGCCCAUAACUGAGGGUGUGAUGAAGACCGCCCAACAGAACACACGGCCUUUCAACACGUACCCGCGGACAGACAGUGAAGGUGGACGCAGUCCCACGGGACAGGUGGGCCAUCACCAUGAAUCCCCUCAGAAUGGACCAUCCAGCAGCUCCGCCAGAGGCUCUUCCACAUCCAAGCCCCCAAUAAGCCAUCCUCCAACCCAUCACGCCUCCCACCCCAUCCUCACCCCUGAUUCCUCUCAGCACCCGCACACCCCUCACCCCAAUGUCCCGGCCCCGCGUCCCCCUGUGCCCAGCGGGCCCCCGGGGUCAGCAGCUCCGUCUCAGGGCCGCUCGCCCCAGAGGGAACCCCAGAGGGUUUCCCACGAGCAGUUCAGAGCGGCGCUGCAGAUGGUGGUGGAUCCUGGCGACCCGCGGACCUACCUGGAUCACUACAUUAAGAUCGGUGAGGGCUCCACGGGAAUUGUGUGCAUCGCCACGGUGAAGACCACGGGAAAACUGGUCGCCGUAAAGAAGAUGGACCUUCGGAAACAGCAGCGCCGAGAACUUCUCUUUAACGAGGUGGUGAUCAUGCGGGACUAUCACCAUGAGAACGUGGUGGAGAUGUACAACAGUUACCUGGUGGGGGAUGAGCUCUGGGUGGUCAUGGAGUUCCUGGAGGGAGGAGCUCUCACCGACAUCGUCACCCACACCAGGAUGAACGAGGAACAGAUCGCCACCGUGUGUCUGUCAGUUCUGAAGGCGCUGUCUGUCCUGCACACCCAGGGUGUGAUCCACAGAGACAUCAAGAGCGACUCCAUCCUCCUGACUCACGAUGGCCGGGUGAAGCUGUCAGACUUUGGUUUCUGCGCUCAGGUUUCGAAGGAAGUUCAGAGGAGGAAGUCCCUGGUUGGAACGCCGUACUGGAUGGCUCCAGAGCUUAUAUCCAGGCUGCCUUAUGGACCAGAGGUGGACAUCUGGUCUCUGGGCAUCAUGGUGAUAGAGAUGGUGGACGGAGAGCCGCCAUACUUCAACGAGCCGCCGCUUAAAGCCAUGAAGAUGAUUCGAGACAACCUGCCCCCCAAACUGAAGAACCUGCACAAGGUCUCCCCUAUCCUCAAAGGCUUCCUGGACCGGAUGUUGGUGCGGGAACCGGCCCAGCGGGCCACGGCCGACGAACUCCUGAAGCACCCGUUUCUGUCGAAGGCAGGUCCGCCAUCAUGCAUCGUCCCCCUGAUGCGGCAGAACAGGAUGAGAUGAAACGUGACACUAAAGACCUCCGGGCUGUGAAGGCGACUCAGGUGGAACAGAAUACUCCUGCACACGGAUCCGAGGCGCGUCGUUAACACCAACGCCAUAAGAAAAGAUGAAGCAGCUGUGCAGGAGUAUUCUCUUUAUCUGGUGUGAGUCACUCAACUGUGGGGAGUGCGUUCCCUAAAUAAGAGGCAAUAAUGAUGGUGUGGGUGAG
Cyprinodon tularosa is the source of this 2397-nucleotide messenger RNA. It is a transcript of the gene pak4, whose product is annotated as p21 protein (Cdc42/Rac)-activated kinase 4. Gene Ontology annotation, molecular function: protein serine/threonine kinase activity; ATP binding. The record is from RefSeq and is a predicted model, not a curated record. Gene Ontology annotation, cellular component: cytoplasm. Gene Ontology annotation, biological process: regulation of MAPK cascade; intracellular signal transduction; protein phosphorylation. The coding region runs from base 207 to 2189 and encodes 660 amino acids. NCBI's taxonomy places the organism in Eukaryota, Metazoa, Chordata, Actinopteri, Cyprinodontiformes, Cyprinodontidae. The transcript is spliced from 11 exons.